GAGAAGCCCAACAAGGGAGCUCUCCCAAAGAAAGAAAAGAGAAGAGAAGAGAAGGGAAGGGAAGAGAAGAAAAAAGAGAGAAGCUUUACCAAACUCAUCGUCAUACCGCAUAACCAUAACGAAGAGUGGAACGAUCGUUCGUACCACGUUCCACGACUCGUUCCUCGGCCGAGCGGAAGGGUCCAAGACGAAGGUCCAAGACGAACAAGGAUCACGACACCACGGUACGAUAAUGGGGAUGGGUGGUGGGGUGGGGGGCACGCAAGAAUUAUCCCUGAAGGAGUCGAAACGGAGAAGAAUGGGGAAAAGAGAAGACACCAAGAAGGAUGGGCACCAAGUUGGUCGGUUGCUCUUGCCGACCCCCACCCUGUAUAUAAGCCUUCUUCUGCCGGCUACGUCUUCAGUCUUUCAGUUCGAACGGCACACUGCGUGUACAAUCCGAACAGAUCAUCAUCUUGCACGGGAUCGAGAUCUUUGGGACGAUGGCUUGCUGAACGGAAGCGAACGGUGGCAGGAUGUUUGGCCGUGUGCGCGCCGCUUUCUUCACCCUGGUGAUUGCCACGUCUUUGUUGCAAUGCACACAGCAAGAAGGAAGUAGGCAAAGUAGAGAUGUAAUACUCAAUAUCAGUGAUGAUCAAAAAAGUCAAUAUUUAAAUCAAGAUUUCUAUUCCAAUGCAUACAAUUAUGGUUACCAAGUAAGUCCGAAUGGACAAUUCCAUCACGAAGUGCGUGGACCGGAUGACAUUACAUAUGGAUGCUAUGGAUAUAUAGAUCCAUAUGGAAAAUUAAAAACAACUUUUUACAUUAGCGAUGGCUGGGGAUAUAGAGUCGUUCAACCAGGAAAUUCAGUCGAACUGUUCCUUCAUGAACAUGAACAUCACCACGAAGAUGAUACAGAACAACAUUAUCAAGAACACAAUGAUAAUCACCAUGAUCAUAAUGGUGUAAUUACGGAAUGGAGAGAUCUAUAUUUUCCAGAAAUAUGCAGACAAUUCGAUGGAACAGAUUCUCGACCAAACACUAAACCAAUCCCAGAAGAAGGAACGAGUGGAUCAAGCAAUGCUGGAGUACCUAUACAACCAAGCCAUCCAACACAAACGCCGGAAUAUCCUAUUAAACCUGGAUAUCCUCAACAACCUCAGAAACCAAAGCCAGGACAAACAGGAACAUCAGAAAUGCCAGCGACGAUGGGAUAUCCUGGAUACCCUGGCAAACCUGGAAUACCAGGACAACCAGGAUAUCCAGGAACACCUGGAACACCAGGAACAACGGGAACACCUGGAAUACCAGGAAUACCUGGUAAACCUGGAAUUCCAGGAAUUCCGUCACAACCUGGAUACCCUGGAAAGCCUGGACAACCGGGGCAAGUAGGACAACCAGGAUAUCCAGGUGCACCUGGACAACCAGGACUUCCUGGAACACCAGGAAUACCAGGAAUACCUGGAACGCCUGGAAUUCCGCCACAACCUGGUUAUCCUGGUCAACCUGGAGUCCCUGGACAACUAGGACAUCCAGGAACCCCAGGAACGCAAGGAACUCCUGGAACUCCGCCACAGCCUGGAAUACCUGCUCAACCUGGAAUCCCUGGGCAACCGGACACCAGGAUAUCCAGGAACGCCUGGAAAACCUGGAACUCCUCCACAACCUGGAACACCUGGUCAACCUGGAACCCCUGGACAACCGGGACAUCCAGGAUAUCCAGGAAUACCAGGAACGCCAGGAACUCCACCACAGACUGGAUAUCCUGGUCAACCUGGAACCUCUAG
Molecule: messenger RNA, 1766 nt
Organism: Apis florea (little honeybee)
Lineage: Eukaryota; Metazoa; Arthropoda; Insecta; Hymenoptera; Apidae
Source: RefSeq, a predicted model, not a curated record